GCCGGAUCCACGCGCAGCUGCACCAGUGUGGGGCCGGCAGCGGCCGGUUUUCUUGCGACUCUCCCAAUCUGCAGCAAAUCCCUCGAGAAGCAUCUUUUCGCCGCUGCUUCGUUCCUGCUGCUCCUCUCCCGCUGCAGCAGCAGGGGCUCUCCAGCGCUGCUGCUGCUGCUGCUGCUGCUGGGCGUGCGGGGGACAGCGGGGAGGUCGCUGGGCAGGCCGGGCCAGCAGCAGCAGCUGCUGGCGCUGCAGCAGCAGCAGCACCAGCACCAGCAGCUUCACCAGCAGCAGCACAUGGAGCAGCACCAGAAAAGUGGAAAUAUGUUAUUGCCGACUUCUCCCAAAUUGAGCUGCGAAUUGCAGCCGACAUCGCCGGCGACGAAAGGAUGAUUGAGGCAUACCAGAAGGGCCGAGACCUGCAUCGGCUGACGGCCUCGCUGCUGCUGUCAAAGCCAGAAGCCCAAUUGACGAAGGCCGACAGACAACUUGCAAAGGCGGUGAACUUCGGCCUCAUCUACGGUAUCAGUGUGCCGCGCUUUCGGGAGUACGCGCUGUCAGCCUAUGGGGUGUCUUUGACUUUGCCGGAGGCCCAAAAGUUUCAUUCGAAUUUCUUUAAGCACUACAAGGGCAUUACUCGCUGGCACCAGCAGCAGAAGCGCCAGAUGCCUCUUGAGACGAGAACGAGGUCUGGGCGUCGCGCUCGCUUCGACUCUUUUUCGUUUACGAAGGCGCUGAACUACCCGGUGCAGGGCACUUCAGCAGAUAUAACGAAAGAGAGUCUCGCGCUGCUGCUGCUGCGGCUGCCGCAAGUGCGGGGGCAGCUGGUGAUGUGUGUGCACGACGAGAUAAUAGUGCAGCUGCCGGAGGAGCAGCAGCAGCAGGUUUGUUUUUUCCUUUUCUUUCUUUUUUUUGAUUUUGUUGCUGCUGAUUUUCCCUCUCUUGCUCCUCCACAUGAUUCUUUGUUUUAA
Molecule: messenger RNA, 965 nt
Organism: Eimeria tenella
Lineage: Eukaryota; Apicomplexa; Conoidasida; Eucoccidiorida; Eimeriidae
Product: DNA polymerase I, putative
Exons: 5
Biological process (GO): double-strand break repair; DNA-templated DNA replication
Molecular function (GO): DNA binding; DNA-directed DNA polymerase activity
Source: RefSeq, a predicted model, not a curated record